Messenger RNA from Ziziphus jujuba (common jujube), 1953 nucleotides. RefSeq names its product NADH dehydrogenase [ubiquinone] flavoprotein 1, mitochondrial. Gene Ontology annotation, biological process: mitochondrial electron transport, NADH to ubiquinone. The coding region runs from base 230 to 1690 and encodes 486 amino acids. Gene Ontology annotation, molecular function: 4 iron, 4 sulfur cluster binding; NADH dehydrogenase (ubiquinone) activity; NAD binding. The transcript has 3 exons. The record is from RefSeq and is a predicted model, not a curated record. NCBI's taxonomy places the organism in Eukaryota, Viridiplantae, Streptophyta, Magnoliopsida, Rosales, Rhamnaceae.
GUGUUAUCUGUGCUCAUCACAGAACCCAAGUCAAUCUCAAGCCGUUAGAUGAACGAUUACCAGCAAUCAAGUUUGAUCAAUAAAUUCACACCGUCGAUCUCGCAUAUCAAGGUCCGCGAGAGUAGGGAGCUUUUUCCCACCUGCAUCAUCAUCUUCAUCUGAAAGGUCUCGUUCUCGUCGAUUACUCGAUUCGGUGACAGUCAAGGUUCGUCUGCAUCGUUUAUUUUCUAUGGCACCCAUUAGGGGCAUUCUGUCUCUACAAAGGGCAGCUUUGGCUCGGCAUCACAGUGAAAAGUGGGGCAUAGCCUUCAAAUCAUUUAGCACCCAAGGUGGAGCACCAGCUGGUGCUCCACAGCCCCCACCACCUCCCCCUCCUCCUGAGAAAACCCAUUUUGGUGGCUUGAAGGAUGAAGACCGAAUUUUUACCAACUUAUAUGGUUUGCAUGAUCCUUUUCUCAAAGGAGCCAUGAAACGAGGUGAUUGGUAUAGAACAAAAGAUUUAGUACUCAAAGGUGCUGAUUGGAUUGUGAAUGAAAUGAAGAAGUCUGGCCUCCGUGGACGUGGUGGUGCUGGUUUUCCAUCUGGCCUCAAGUGGUCUUUUAUGCCAAAAGUGUCUGAUGGCCGUCCUUCCUAUCUGGUUGUCAAUGCUGAUGAAAGUGAACCUGGAACCUGUAAGGACAGAGAAAUUAUGCGGCAUGAUCCACACAAACUAUUGGAGGGUUGUCUGAUUGCUGGAGUAGGAAUGAGGGCUACUGCUGCUUAUAUCUACAUAAGGGGUGAAUAUGUGAAUGAACGGUUAAACCUUGAAAAAGCACGAAAAGAAGCUUAUGCAGCUGGACUAUUGGGCAAGAAUGCAUGUGGAUCUGGUUAUGAUUUUGAUGUUCACAUACAUUAUGGUGCUGGUGCUUAUAUUUGUGGUGAAGAAACUGCGCUUUUGGAGAGCCUUGAAGGGAAACAAGGGAAGCCAAGACUGAAGCCUCCCUUCCCAGCUAAUGCAGGUUUAUAUGGCUGCCCAAGCACUGUUACAAAUGUUGAAACAGUAGCUGUUUCUCCCACCAUUUUAAGGCGCGGCCCAGAAUGGUUUGCCAGCUUUGGUAGGAAGAAUAAUUCCGGGACAAAAUUGUUCUGUGUGUCUGGACAUGUGAACAAGCCUUGCACUGUUGAAGAGGAAAUGAGUAUACCAUUAAAAGAGUUGAUAGAGAGGCAUUGUGGAGGUGUUAGAGGUGGAUGGGACAACUUACUUGCAGUAAUUCCUGGUGGUUCAUCUGUUCCUUUGCUUCCCAAGCAUAUAUGUGAUGACGUCCUAAUGGAUUAUGAUGCACUCAAGGCUGUCACGUCAGGAUUGGGGACUGCAGCUGUAAUCGUUAUGGAUAAAUCAACCGAUGUAGUGGAUGCAAUUGCCAGACUUUCUUACUUCUACAAGCAUGAGAGCUGUGGACAAUGCACACCAUGCAGGGAGGGGACAGGAUGGCUUUGGAUGAUCAUGGAAAGAUUGAAGGUUGGAAAUGCAAAAUUGGAAGAAAUUGAUAUGCUUCAGGAGCUGACGAAGCAGAUUGAAGGCCACACAAUCUGUGCAUUGGGUGAUGCUGCUGCUUGGCCCGUGCAGGGUCUUAUAAGGCAUUUUAGGCCGGAGCUUGAAAGAAGGAUUAGGGAGCGUGCAGAGAGGGAAUUGCUGGAGGCUGCAGCUUAAAUGUAUACACAGGAAAAUUCCUACUGUUAUGAUGGAAAGAAAUAAAAGCGAGUGCUCCAGAUUUUGGAAGUAUAAGUGACUCGAGCAUCUGGUGCUAUUGUUGGCAUUUUGUUGUUUUUAAGCUGUAUCAAUUACUGUCCCAGAUAAACUAUGAUUUGGUUCAUGUGUGAUGAGCAGGGAUGAUCUCUGUUAUCUGUUUUAUGGAUACUUAUUGAUGAAUUUUUGUUAAUAAUAUCUAUAUUCUGACUUUUAUUGACAUAAAA